Molecule: messenger RNA, 1899 nt
Organism: Corticium candelabrum
Lineage: Eukaryota; Metazoa; Porifera; Homoscleromorpha; Homosclerophorida; Plakinidae
Exons: 7
Coding region: 68-1636 (522 amino acids)
Source: RefSeq, a predicted model, not a curated record
CGGAGGGUGGAGCCUAUUUCAGUUUUGGGCGGAACGUACGACGUUCUAGACGCAGCUUUUAAAAGAAAUGAACAAAAUAUCAACCUUCCAUCGGUGGCUUUUAAUUUUGUUGCUGAAAUCAUCAUUGGGAAGCAAUGUUACAAAAGAAAGAUGUUUUCAAUACAAAGAUUGCUGGACGUGCGUUGGAGAUCCAUGUUCUAGGCGUCAAGAAGCCGAAGAUGUAAACAACAUUUGUGUUUGGUGCUAUAACUAUCUCAAUGUCGGUUCCGGAUGUAUUUCAACUCGACGGGAUCGAGCGUGCCUACAACCGAUAAAAUAUGCAGCUCAAUGCCAACUCGAGCCAAAGACAAGAGCUCCUACAGCCUCUAAAGAAACGAGUCUUCGUCCGUUUGCCACCAAAAAUUUUGUUGUUCAUCUUGAAAACCUAAGCAAUGAUAUUUUUGGCACAAUAAAAGGAGAAGCCAGAGUUGAUUACUACAAAGUUGUGAUAGCACUAGGAAGAAACGUGACCACUAAAUCGGUUGUAGACAUGUGUGGUAGCCACACUCCAAUCUCGGCAGUCGAGGCGAACAACAUCUUACCAAGCUCACCCCCAAUUGGCAACAGCAAUCGCUGCUGGAACCUCGGACGAGUGACACCAAUUCGUCCAACUCUAAUAGAUACCUCAAAUCCUCAUGAUGGUAUUGUACUCGAUUUUGGCACUUCGCCAUGUUGUUGUGGCUCAAACAAAACCACAUACAUCAACACUACUGUUCUUCUAAAGGAGGGUUAUUGUCAAUACAAUUCUGUAAAUUCAUCAGUAAUUGCAGGAAACAUUGCUCUGUUGACUAAUUGCUCUGAAAGAAACGAUUAUCUUCAGUUUGUAAUCCAGACGUCGGUGCUUUGUUCAAAUCGUUUGGAAUGGCGUCUUUCAGUAGACAACAUGACAGCAUUUUGCACAAAAACAGAGGCAAAAGAAUACAUGUACAGAUGUGCAAUUAGGCUAAAGCCUGCUAUGCCAGGUGUAGCAAUCGCUUCGUCUUCUCGAUAUUGCCAAAACAAUAUUAGGCUCUGGAAGAGAUUUGAGAAUGGCAGUGAAGUGAAUGCAUCUUUAGAUCUGUCGCCUUUUGGGAAAGACAGCCAAGACUCUUGCAGCUUUGUUGUAGACUCGUACGACGUAUGCCAUGUAUCUCUUGUUUACUUCUACUCUAAUGCAUCUCCUCAACUCAUAUCAAUCAACGGAUCGUCUUUCCUUCAACUUGGUUCCUGCAGUGACUCAAAUAGACCACUUCGCUCUGUUUGGUGGUUUUGGGUAGCUCUAGUUUUAGGUGCUCUCUUUUUGACCAUCAGUUCUUAUAUUGUAUAUCGAUAUUGUUCUGCAAAUUCAAAGUCCCUGCACCCAACUAGAAAAGGAUACGAGCUUGUUAAAAACAGCAAAAAUUCCAGUGAUGCAGUCGAAGAUUGCGAGACAGCACGGAAAGCUACAAAUGCUAAAACUCACAAAAGUUUCCCAUCUGCACCUGAUCAAAUGGCAAGAGAUACCGAUGCAUCUUUAUUGGCCGGACGAGCAGAAGUACAGAGUGCGGCAGACAACUGCUAUCAAAGAGUAGAAAUUGGAAUAAAUCAUGGAGUAGUUGACGGAAUGGAAACUAAAUGACUCAAUCAAGCAACACUGCUUUAAGAUUAUGUUUGACAACAAGCAAGCCUAAUUGCUACAAUUGGUACUAGUUGUUACAAAAUUGACUUGUUACGUACUCUGCUUAGGAAUUCAGCAAUAUGUGAAAACAGUACAGAAUUACUAUACGUGGGUCUUUGCUUAACGUUGGCUAGAUUGCAAUUGACUAGAUGUUAUGUAGCCUAUCUCUUUCACAGCAUGGCAUUUGCUUCAUUAAAUGGUAGCACAUUCUAAUCAACAAUUGA